This is a messenger RNA of Perca flavescens (yellow perch), 2460 nucleotides long. It is a transcript of the gene mfsd1, whose product is annotated as major facilitator superfamily domain containing 1. Gene Ontology annotation, molecular function: transmembrane transporter activity. NCBI's taxonomy places the organism in Eukaryota, Metazoa, Chordata, Actinopteri, Perciformes, Percidae. The record is from RefSeq and is a predicted model, not a curated record. Gene Ontology annotation, biological process: transmembrane transport. Gene Ontology annotation, cellular component: lysosome. The coding region runs from base 223 to 1821 and encodes 532 amino acids. The transcript has 16 exons.
UAUGUUUAACAGUCGAACCCCGUUAGACUCUGACGUCAAUGAAUCUUGAAGCUUACGCUGUGCGCGCUCCCGCGAAGUGCUUGCUCUUCUCGGCGGGCGCGCGCCGGGCUACGAGCUACAAGGCUAACGCCACGUGACAUUCCCGCCGGGUCAUGUGAUCGAACUAUGUCCUCCUAGCUGCAGUCAACUUUCCCCGAGCAGCAAAAUCCCAAACAAGCGAACAUGGCGGACUACGAGGAGCGGCAGAGCCUGUUGGGAGACGGGGACGAGGGCUCGUCCACCGGCAGGCACGCAGCUGGAGGAGCCGGCAGACCGAUGCUGGCCAUCUGCGACCCCAGCCACAUACUGCACCGAGUGCUUGUCCUGAUAUUCAUGUGCUUCUUGGGAUUCGGAAGCUACUUCUGUUAUGACAACCCGGCUGCACUUCAAACUCAAGUCAUCCAGGAUCUGAGCCUGAACACCAAAGAGUUCAUGCAGCUGUAUGCCUGGUACUCCUGGCCCAAUGUGGUUCUCUGCUUCUUUGGGGGAUUCCUGCUUGACAGGGUUUUUGGCAUCAGGCUGGGAACCAUCAUCUUUUCCCUCUUCGUCUGUGUUGGUCAGGUAAUAUUUGCUACUGGAGCUUUGGUAAAUCAGUUCUGGCUGAUGGAAGUUGGACGUUUCGUAUUUGGUAUUGGAGGAGAGUCUUUGGCCGUGGCUCAGAACACCUAUGCAGUCAACUGGUUUAAAGGAAAGGAGCUUAAUCUGGUGUUUGGCCUUCAGCUGAGCAUGGCUCGCCUGGGCAGCACAGUGAACAUGAACAUCAUGGGCUGGGUGUACAGCAAAGUCUCAGACCUCGCUGGCUCUCCUGGACACACCGCACUGGGCGCAUCACUCAUGAUAGCUGCUGUAACCUGCCUGUUCUCACUUCUCUGUGCCUUGGUGUUGGGAUACCUUGACAGAAGAGCAGAGAAGAUCCUCCACAAGGAACAAGGCAAAACAGGUGAGGUGAUCAAGUUGACCGAUGUGAAAGACUUCCCCUUCCCCCUGUGGCUCAUCUUCAUCAUUUGCGUGGCCUACUAUGUCGCAGUUUUCCCCUUUAUUGGACUGGGACAGGUGUUCUUCAUUGAAAAAUUCAACUUCUCCCCGGCUGAAGCCAGAGCUGUCAACAGUAUUGUGUACAUCAUCUCAGCCCCUGCAUCCCCACUUCUGGGCUUCAUGGUCGAUAGGACGGGGAGAAAUGUGGUUUGGGUGAUGAUUGCCGUGGUCGCCACGCUCGCCGCUCACAUGAUGCUGGCCUUCACCUUCUGGAACCCAUGGAUCGCCAUGUCCCUGCUGGGUGUCUCCUACUCCUUACUGGCCUGUGCACUGUGGCCCAUGGUGGCCUUUGUGGUACCGGAGCAUCAGCUGGGGACGGCUUACGGCUUCAUGCAGUCCAUCCAGAACCUGGGACUCGCUCUCGUUGCCAUGGCAGCAGGAGCCAUCCUCGACACCAGAGGAUACCUGUUUUUGGAAAUGUUUUUCUGCAUCUGCCUCUGCCUUGCGCUGAUGGCAGUGGUGAUGCUGUACUUUGUGAAUUAUCUCCGAGGAGGAGAAUUGAACCUGUCAGCCACAGCAAGAGCCAAACUCCAGAAAGAAGCCACUUCAGACGCAGAGAAUAAAAGGCGACCCAGUAAGGUGAUAGGGGGUGAGCUUGCUAGACUAGCACCCAUGUCUGCUUUUGGAUUACGUAACCGGUACCUCUCAAGGCUGGGCACACAGGUACAGACACACACACACACACACACACACACACACACACACACACAAAUUUAUUCAUCCUCUAAUCUAAAGUUUUUUUUUUAAUUCUAUGAGGGUUGGUUUUACGAUUACACUUUAUAAUUAAACACCAUUUCCAUUUCCACUGUGCUCUUUUUUUUCUUUUCUUUUUUUUCUCCCUUCAUAUAAUCGUUGUCCUCUCAGCUCCCAGACCACUACUCUACUCAUCUGUCAUCACUUGCCCACAGGAGUGUUCUGAAAUGAUGCCCUUCAUUCAGCUGGCUGCUCCUCCAACGCUGUAGCUCUGUGGCUCCAGACAAGUAUGCACUAAAGAAAGGAUGCUUACAAAAGUGUCCCCGUUUGGACAAGAUAUUGAUGCAAUUUUUUUUCUUUUUUUUUUUUUUACCUUUUUAAGGUAUUGUUAACCUUUACAUGACUGACUGUUGUUCUGGGUAUUCAGACGGGUUAUCAGGGUUUGUUUUUUUCUAUUAGUAUCAACAUAGAUUAUUUUUGGACCUAUCUUCAGUUUUUUUCUAUUUGCUUUAUACUUGAGGUGUUGUUCCUUUUUGUUUUUUUUUUUCUUUCCAGGAGAUUGUGUCCUAUAAAAUUGGACUGAUGCUUUAUGGUGCCUUGAUGCUGUUUUAGAGACUCAGCCCUCUGGAAACAACAGAGGGCACUAAUUCCCUCAAAUGUUUAAUGUCACCUCUGGCCACAGUAUCAUUGCUU